Messenger RNA from Pygocentrus nattereri (red-bellied piranha), 1134 nucleotides. It is a transcript of the gene npy4r, whose product is annotated as neuropeptide Y receptor Y4. Lineage: Eukaryota; Metazoa; Chordata; Actinopteri; Characiformes; Serrasalmidae. The record is from RefSeq and is a predicted model, not a curated record. The coding region runs from base 1 to 1134 and encodes 377 amino acids. The transcript has a single exon. Gene Ontology annotation, biological process: G protein-coupled receptor signaling pathway. Gene Ontology annotation, molecular function: neuropeptide binding; neuropeptide Y receptor activity. Gene Ontology annotation, cellular component: neuron projection; plasma membrane.
AUGGCUCUUUCUGGCAUUUCAUUGUGGGCAGGGCACCUGAAUUCCUCCUUCUCUGGAAACCACAGCAACACCACACAGUUCCCACUGGAUGGUUCAUGCUGGGAGUCUUUUGCUGUAACGCUGAUACUGGUGCUGUGCUAUGGCCUGGUGCUCAUCAUGGGGUUGGUAGGCAACAUCCUACUCAUCUGCAUCAUUGCGAGGCAGAGGGACCGCCCCAACGUCACCAGCAUCUUCAUCGCCAACCUGUCCACCUCUGACAUCCUGAUGUGUGUUUUCUGCCUGCCCUUCACCCUCAGCUCCAUGCUGAUGGACCAGUGGGUGUUUGGUGCAGCACUGUGCCGGCUCACACCUUUCAUCCAGUGCAUGUCUGUUACUGUAUCUGUGCUGUCCCUGGUGUUAAUAGCUCUGGAGCGCCACCAGCUGGUCCUGCACCCUUCAGGCUGGAAGCCAAGCCCUGCCCAGGCCUGCUCUGCCCUCCUGGGGGUGUGGCUUGUGUCUGCAGUCACUGCUUUGCCAUUCCUGGCUUUCCAGCUGCUGAGCAGUGACCCCUACAGUGAGCUCCCACCUCCACACAGCCAGCUGCAGGCCUGCCAUGAAAUGUGGCCUUCAAUGCAGGACAGACGGGCCUACAGCACCGCCCUGCUGGUGUUUCAGUACUGCGGCCCACUGCUGCUCAUGCUCCUCUGCUACUUGCGCAUUUUCCUGCGCCUUCAGCACAGGCGCAGCCUACUGGAGCGCCAGUGUAGCUGCAGCCGUGCGGAAGAACAAAGGCGCGUAGCACACAGCAAGCGUGUUAGCAUUAUGCUGGUUGCAUUGGUGAUGGCUUUCGGAGUGUGCUGGCUGCCACUGAAUAUGUUCAAUGCAGUGGCGGACUGGAAUGAGGAGGCACUGCCCGUGUGCCAACAUGAUCUAUUGUUCUCAUUCUGCCACCUGCUGGCGAUGAGCUCCACCUGCAUCAACCCCAUCAUCUAUGGCUUCCUAAACACCAACUUCCGCAGUGAAGUGCGCUCCGCACUGCUGCACUGCCACUGCCGGCCACUAGAGGAAAACUAUGAGAACAUCCCACUUUCCGUCAUGAACACAGACAUGUCUCGAGCUUCUUUAAGAACUAACUACAGAAACCACUCUGUCUGA